AUGACCUUCCUCAUCCUCAUGUUCGGCGCCUUUGCUGCGAUUGUCGCAGUCAUCGCCCCAUACCAGCAUCGUCGACUGCCUUCCUGGCCCUACAGCAUCACUAUCAAUGCGCUCAUCGCCGUUUUUACCGUAAUCCUGAGAGGCUCUAUCCUUUUCAUAGCGACAAAAACACUCAGCCAGCAAAAGUGGAUUUGGUUCGGUAGUCCCAAAGCGCGGCCAUUGAUUGACCUUUCUAGGUUUGACAAUGCGUCGAGAGGGCCAUGGGGAUCGUUCCUUCUUGUACUUAGCUUGCAUGGGAGGAGUCUCCUGGCAACGCUAGGAGCUUUGAUCACUGUCCUCACCAUUGCUAUCGACCCCUUUGCUCAACAAGUCGUCCACUAUUAUUCCUGCAGUCAAGCAUUCACCGAUGUGAAUGCUACCAUGCCACGCACCGGUCUAUUUCAGGAAGCUGGAAGCAUUCAGCUUCGAGUCAACGCGAACACGGUGACUCCAGGCCUAGCGUCGGCAAUCAAUGCAGGCGUCUUCUCUGCGGAAGCGGCUAUGCGGAUCACCUCGGACUGCCCUAGUGGGAACUGCCAGUUUCCCGAACCUUACCACACGCUUGGCUAUUGUUCGAACUGCAGCGACAUUUCCGAUCAGGUCAAGGUCACAAAUUUCGACGUGCCGUAUACAUUCCUCAACGAGACAAGCAUCAUACAGGCGUUGAACACUUCCCUCCCUUCUGGCUACAACACGCAAUACGUCACCUUUGAGAACGCAACAUAUCUGGUGACAGGUGUUUUAGAUCCAAGUGUCAUUGAGCCCGGCACUAACGCGCCCAGUCCCUUUGCUCUCACCCAUGAGAAGGACUUCCAGAUCCUGUACGGGGCAUAUACGGAUGAUAAUGUGAACAGUGGCAUGUCACAUCCUACAUGUUCCGAAGCUGAGAAGCACGAUGCUCAAACAGAAUGGGGAUGUCGCGGCUAUGGUGCGGCUCAAUGCUCUCUAGUACCGUGCAUCCGCACGUACAAAGCAGCAGUCUCCAACGGCACCGUCUCCGAAACUCUCAUGUCCACGUCCAGGGACUGGGGAUACAGUUAUCGCGUUUCCAAGGCCUCUGUCCACGUCCCCUGCCUCAGCGCCCAACAGAAGAGCGCCCUAAAAGACCAAGGCUACCCUAUCACCGAUUCCAUGAUCUGGCUCCCCUACGACCAUAACAUUGACCCAUCAACCGGUCUGUGGGAACUCAAUGCAACGUAUGGUACCAACCAGUCGGCCACCGACAUCGUCCCGCCAAAGUGUCUGUACGAGUUUUUCUUCCUGUCCAUGACAAGCAUCAACGAGUACCUGCAAAGCCAAAUCUUCAACGGCACCGUCACGGCGUACGGAUCGGAUGGACGCGCCGCCUUCACCAGCACGAACCCAGUGGUCGCUGCCAUUUAUAACGGCGGGAACAUCUCAUUCCCACAUGUCGAGUCUCUGUUUGAGAACAUCUCCCUGGCAAUGACGAGCUAUAUCCGCCAAAACAGCAACGGCACGUAUCUGGGCAGGUAUUUCCAAGUCAGCAACACGAGCGUCUCGUUCGAGCCCAAUUUCCUGGCUCAGGGAGUAAUUUUUCAACAAGACACGUGCGUCGAGGUCCGCUGGCCGUGGUUGAUCCUCCCGGGCACUUUGGCCGUGCUUACAGCUCUAUUCCUCUGCGCGACCAUCAUUGAGACGUCGCUCGCUCGUGCUCGUCCUGAUAGCUCGUCACUGAAAGAUGGUUCGGCAGCGGAAGGUGGAAGCCAAGGCGGUGGACCCACACAUCGCCGAGCAGCCGUGUGGAAAGAAUCUCUUCUUCCACUCCUCUACCACGGUUUAGACGAGAAGGUAAGGGAGGAACACGACACUUCUGGCUUGACGCCCAUUGAUGAACUCGAGAAAUGGGCAAGGGCGCUCAACGUCAGAAUGGACAAUGGAGAAAAGGGCUGGAAGUUUGUCAAAGUCGACUAG
This is a messenger RNA of Cladophialophora yegresii CBS 114405, 1971 nucleotides long. RefSeq lists its product as uncharacterized. The transcript has 2 exons. NCBI's taxonomy places the organism in Eukaryota, Fungi, Ascomycota, Eurotiomycetes, Chaetothyriales, Herpotrichiellaceae. The record is from RefSeq and is a predicted model, not a curated record. The coding region runs from base 1 to 1971 and encodes 656 amino acids.